AUAGUUUCACUUUCACCGCUUCGCUAUUGGUCCCCGCGAAUUGUUCUCGUCGGCUAGCACUGUGUACGAGCGCAGCAUCCAAUGUAACCGAGCGCACACGGGCGCCUACACACACCUGCACUUGCGUUUCGGCAAAAAAGAGGGGAGGUGAGUGGUCUCGACCACCCCCACGCGCAGACCAAAAGGAUUUCAAACUGUUGUCGACCGUUGAAUGAAAGAGGAACCCAAGAGCCGAAGAGCGUGAACUCGUAUAGUCUCGUAUACGUAUAUGAGUGUUGUUUGCACGCGUGGGAUUGGAAGGAAGGGAUUAAAUGUCCAACCGAGCUGUAUGGUAGUCCUUUAUUCGCGUUGAAAAGAGAUUUUUGGAAGAUGAGCGACUCCAGUGAGAACAAAUACAAAUGGACCCCUGAAAGUACCACUCUUCUGGUCUCUGUGUGGACUGAUAAGCAAGUUCAAAAACAAUUGGAAUAUUCAACGAAGCCACAAUUGAUAUGGGAUAGCGUAGCUAAGUAUAUGAAUAAGAAAGGUUACAAUGUGUCGGGCAAACAAUGUCGAUCACGUAUGAAGCAGGUUCUUGUAUGUUAUCGCGAGGCCAAAAGAGCUGGUACUCGUGCAGGAGUGGAACAGUAUUACGAAUCCAUAGAUAGAGUAUUAAAGAUCAAGAAGAUGGAACAUUUUAAUACUAACGGCAUUGACACUGUUGAUUCGACGGUGAAUGUGAAAUCAUCGCCAAAAGACAUAAAAACUAAUAAAAAUCUUCAAAUGCGUUGUAAAUAUCAGCAACCAACCGAGGCAAUCUAUAGAACCGAUGUCUUAUCUCCUGUUUGGAGCACAGGAAGAGACGACGAUUAUCCAGACUCUCCAGAGUCAAAUGAAACAGUCUUAGCCAAACCAUUUAGAGUUCUUUCACCGGUACGAGAUGCAGCUACUAAUACAAUCCAAUAUCAAAUUGGACAAACUAAUAAAAAGAUUGUACAACAAAAUGGAGUCUGCGAAGACAUGCCAAUUAAGGAGAUUUACAGACAAAACACCUAUUCUAACAAUUAUUUCAGUGAAAUUCCAUUUCAAAAUACCGUACAAAAUGUUCAAAAUCAGAUAAUCCAAGAAAAUAUGCAGCAAAAUCAAGCCCUUUUACAACAAAAUUUACUUCAAAAUCAAUUGUUAGAACACAAUAGAUUACAGAUAAAUCCUAUUUUACGUCAUAAUAUUCAAAAUGUAAAUCACGGCUUAUACGCUGAUCAAGUGAUGCCGUACAAUCAGGCACAACUGGGUCUUGGACAAAAUUUGCAAAACAAGUAUCAGCAGAAUUCUAUUAAUAAUCGAGCAGUGCCUCAAGAACCAAAAAAAAAUAGUUUUAGACAAAAUUUAGCAUCGACUUAUCGUCAAUUUCAAGAUAUCGGUACACAAAAUUGUAACACAAAUUUCAAUCCUAUAGGGUUUUUUUCUCCAAGUAUCUCUCCCGAUAUCCCACCAAAUUUGAACGAAGCAUUCUGCCAAUCAAAAAGCGAGAAAGCCCAAGCUUUAAACGACACGUUUAAUCGACCUUCGUCAAAUCCAUUAAAUCUUGUUAAUGCCGACAUUACCGCAAUAACAAACAAUGCCACGUUCAACGACGAUUCUAUUUCGAUAGAAUUCUUGCAGGAUUCCCCAACACCGGAUAAUCAAUCGACAAAAUUAAAAGACUUUUCAAUGAAUACUGACGAGAUUCCUAACGCACCUUUUCGAAAGAAGAAGGCUGAAAAGUUAGAACGAAUCAUGCUGAAUGCCAUAAAUUCUCAAAAUGAUGUCGUUAAUAAGAUAUUAGCCGCUCAAAAUGACAUGGUAACGCGGGUUCUCGACUUGGAUCGCGAUCGGCAAAAUCGCCUGGAAAAUCGCCUCGACCACCUUCUCGAUGUCGUGCAGACUGCCGUCCUAAAUAAAAGCUCCGACAAGAGUUGCGAUAUUCCGCCCCCUCCACCCGAGCCGCUUAUUACGAAUCUGAUGCCACCCCCAAAACCAGGAGUAAUACCCCCUAAGUUGGACCUGGUGCCACCAAAACCGUGUCGCGUACCAUGUACAAUCUCCAAUGGCAAUUGCCAGAUGAUCAAUCAGAAUCCUGUGAUGACGAGACCUGGUGUGAUAUCGCCAAUUUUGAGUCCGACAAGGAGAGUUGGGUCUAUUUGGCAAAAAUUGGGCCCCGUCUCGACUUCGCCCUUCGUCCGAGCCCAGCAGCAAUUAGGAUUCAGACCUGUGCAGGGCAAUGAUGUGCGCACUCAGUCCUCGGCUGAGCGACGCAUCACCAAAGAAUUGGAAAUGAACAUGAAUCCCAAGACUCUCAUACUCGAAACUGCCAACUUUAUACAUGCCGAACGCCACAUCCAAGAGGAAGUUGAAAAUGCACGUAUCAAUGCAUCUCUGGCGAGGAAGAUGCAAGCACGUCGUCGACUGUUUACCCAACGGGAGCCAACCGCUGCCAUGAUACUCACCGCCGCCUUUCUAGACUCCGAGAUCCAGUCCAUGGAAGUAGCCGAGAAUGCAAAAUUCAACUGGCACGUGCAACGCGAAAGAGAGCUGUACAACAAGCUCCGGGAGCACUACAACAACGUCGAUUUACACUACAAGGGUACCGCAGCGAACGAUGACGAGGCAUUCGCUGCGCAAGUUGAGAAUUACGAACGUUUGAAGCAGCUGCAUAUGCGCGAUAGAGUUAUUGGCGAGCCUUGUAAUUCGUCGACGCCGUCCAAGGAUUCAGCGUCGCAGCCGAGAACGGAUUUGAUUCAGACUGACGAGCCAAGACAAACGAUCCAGCAAUUGGCCCAGCUGGUCAUGAAUAGUGCGCGCUGGAGAAAUAACAAUCCGCCGAAUAAUUCGGAGUAUCAACGUAAAGAUCUGAAUUUACGAGGAAAUCCACCAAAGCCCGUUCGUCUCAAUGAAGAAGCGAUGCUCUUACGUAACGGUCAGGAGUCAAAAACAUUUGACAAUCGUAUGGAACAAAAAAAUCGAUUAUCCCAUCCACCAGUCGACGGCAAAAUUAAGACUCGCGACUGGCUUCAAGACCGUUAUUACUAUGAGCGACAAAUAGGUUCCGAUAACGAAAGCGAUCCCAUAACUCAAGGAAUUAAAAAGCGGUUAUCGUACAAUGGUCCAAUGACCCAGAAAACCUCAUCCCAUCCGACAAUAGGCUUCGCUAGGGAUUAUUUAAACAACAAUAAUAAUAAUAAUAACAAUAAUAUAGUUAAUAAAAAUAAUGGUAGACAGAACUACGGCAAUCAAGGGAAGUGUGUAGGCUUCGCACGCAAUAAUGAAAUUAUUAUUGACGAUAAUAGAAACGAUCUUAUUUUACAUGAUAACAAUGAUCCUUUCGAAGAGCUUCAUCAAUUUUAUAUUCAAAAGCAACUUAAGAUGCAGAAAAAUCAGGGGAUACCGUUUAUGAUGCAAAACGGUAAAAUCAUACUAGCGCAGAAUGAUAUGAUCGAGCGCUAUAUGCAUGAAAUAAAUUUGCAAUCCAAGCCAAAUCGUGAUUCCGAUUCCGAUAAUGACGAGUUCUUGGAUACAACUACGAGUAUGCCGUGUUCGCGGAAAAAUUCCAUUACUUCGGUUGGAAACAAACAAGGAAAAUCCGAGUCGGCGUGUAUGAUAAGUUAAGAAGAAUAUGUCUUGAAAAUUGAUUUUGUUUAUUUUUAAAGAUUAUUAUUAAUACAAUAUUUAAUAAU
Molecule: messenger RNA, 3692 nt
Organism: Ceratosolen solmsi marchali
Lineage: Eukaryota; Metazoa; Arthropoda; Insecta; Hymenoptera; Agaonidae
Exons: 9
Coding region: 370-3624 (1084 amino acids)
Source: RefSeq, a predicted model, not a curated record